AGAAGCUUUUUCCCCACCGAAGAAGACCUCCAUUUCCUGUCGUCCAGCCGUGGACAAAAUUUCAGCGCUGACUUCACAUUUUAAAACUGUCGGAUUCACCUAAUGCUGUGAGAAAGCAGCAAGAGCCGGAAUGUGAAAUCUUCUGCCCGUGAAACGCGAAGAGAUUAGCGGGAAGAUGAGCUCCAGCUCUUAAUCAAAGUGGUUUCGUGGCAUUUGGCAGUUUCUGGCCUCCGCUUCUCAGAAGUGUUCCAGUACAGCAUCUCCAGUCUCCUGCUUGUUGAAGUGCAUGUCGAUUCAGUCAUGGCCCGUGGUUGCAUCUGCUGCGUGAAAUACAUGCUGUUCCUCUUCAACCUGCUCUUCUGGCUGUGUGUGUGUGGACUGCUGGGUGUUGGCGUGUGGCUGUCGGUGUCUCAGGGCAGCUUCGCCACCCUGUCGCCCUCCUUUCCUUCACUCUCCGCCGCCAACCUCAUCAUUACCCUCGGUACUGUUGUAAUGGUGACAGGUUUCCUGGGUUGCCUGGGUGCUAUCAAGGAGAACAAGUGUCUGCUGCUGAGUUUCUUCAUCGUUCUGUUGAUCAUCCUCUUGGCCGAACUUAUCCUCCUCAUCCUGUUCUUUGUCUACACAGACAAGGUGAGCGAAAACGCCAGACAGGACCUGAAGGAAGGGCUGGUGUUGUACAACACAGAUGACAAUGCAGGCCUGAGGGAUGCAUGGAACACCAUACAGGGAGAGUGGAGGUGUUGUGGAGUGAUGAGCCACAGUGACUGGUACAGUGCUCUGCAUGACAACAUGGUUCCUGACAGCUGCUGCCAGCAGGUUUACCCAGACUGUGGCCGCAAUGCCUCCCACGCCUUCUGGACACAGGGCUGCUACGAGAAGGUAGAGGAGUGGCUGGAUGACAACAAACACCUUCUGGGAACCAUCGCCAUGUGUGUGUUGGUCAUACAGCUGCUUGGUAUGGCCUUCUCCAUGACACUUUACCAACAGAUCCACCGAGCAGGGAAGAAGUUUGAAGCCUGAGGGUAUCGACUGUUUCCUCACAGCUGUUAGCUUCACCUUUUGUUUAUAGUCCCAAUAAGCCAGUUAUAGCCACUACAGCCUUAUCUAUGCACUCAGUUACUGAUGGUGAAGAGCAUUUCUAUUAGUUUCACAUACAGUAAAGCUUUUAUCCCCUCUGUAGUUGGUGUUAUAUACAAUUGAUGAUUAGAAAAAGUGACAAGGCUCUUUUGGUGGUUGAAAGGAGAAAGACAAACAACAGU
Messenger RNA from Monopterus albus (swamp eel), 1259 nucleotides. RefSeq names its product tetraspanin-9. The transcript is spliced from 10 exons. Gene Ontology annotation, cellular component: plasma membrane. The record is from RefSeq and is a predicted model, not a curated record. NCBI's taxonomy places the organism in Eukaryota, Metazoa, Chordata, Actinopteri, Synbranchiformes, Synbranchidae. Bases 301 to 1020 code for a protein of 239 amino acids.